AUGGAACAGGCGAGACCGGCCUCAGACCUCCUGGUGAGGCCUUUGACAGAGCGUGAGAUCGCCCUUGUGGAGGAGAUUCGCCUCACUGGCAACCAGUUCUUCAGGAAACAGCAGUACAGGGAUGCAGAGCUGCUGUAUCGCAGCGGCCUGGGGCUUAUGGCACUGGGACCAGAAGGCCUGCUCACAGAGAGCGCACAGGGCAGUGAGAUGCGCUGCAUAAAGAUGAGCCCCACAGAUGUGUGCUCGCGGCUGUCGCUGGAGGACAACCGGCGAGCUGCCACCCUCUUCGUCAACCUGGGGCAGUGUCUGCUCAAUGUGCCCGGCCCAUCGAGGGAGGCCACCAUUGCUGCCUUAGAUGCUGUUGAGAUCUGCUUCAGAGCGGAGGUUCAUCUCAAUUUCAUACAGCUGCAGAGAUCUCACAAGAGGAGCACUCCCACGACAAAUUAUCUUCCCCCAGAAGACCCGCUGUGUAGUCUUGUACUCAAGGCCAUAAUCCGCAAAGGGUUUGACAAGGGCUCACUGAAAGUUCGAGGUGUCCCUGAGGGUUUGGGUGACAUGUACACUAGAGCACAGCGACAGCAGGCAAUCAAGCAUGCCCCCGUUGUCCACAGAAUCAGGGGGCACUUCAGCUGCGGCUCUGUGAGCAACGGUGCAGUCUUUGUCGUGCACUUCUCCUCAGAGCAGGGGGCUCCUGCCGAAUCUUACAUGGUCACCCAGUGGCGGAAGAAUGCUCAGGGGGGAGUUUGCAUGAGCUGCUGGGGCCUUUUCUCUGGAGAGCCCAUGAAGCCUUACCUAACAGGAGUGGUGUUCAAAAACUGCCUCUACUGCCUGCACCUGUUGGGGGAAGAUCCCCACAUGUUUUACUGCCCUCUGGGGCCUGAUGGCAUUGGCCUCCAGGGCACCGGCUUGAAGGUGGCCCUGGAGUAUUCAGAGGACUGCUCAAAGAUGAGGAAACCUGUUUCUGUGGAUGACUUGGGAAGAUUGGUGGCGUGUGGCGAUGCAAUGUAUCUUUUCGGCGGCAUUGACAUCCUCGAGAAUGGGCAAAGUUCGGCCGCAAAUGACCUCUACAGGUUUGUAUUAAAGUAUGAUCAGGACGGCGCAAUCUCCCACGCACAGUGCACAAAAGUUAUAUCAGAAUGCCCGCCAUCGCCAAGAUGGGCCCAUGCAACCUUUGUCCAUGGAAACCAGAUCUUCAUUUAUGGCGGGGUGGACGAAAGCAAACUAGCGUACAAUGACAUGUGGAGCUUUGAUGUGGAGACGGGUCAGUGGAGCUGUGUCGAGUGCUUCGGCUGCAAGCCCUGCGCAAGAUAUGCCGCGGAUGUGGAGAGGGCUGUGCUUGUGGGGGGCUGCACAAAUGCGGGCCUACCACCGUCUCGAAAAAAUUGCCUGUGGCUGGCGGACGUCUGGGAGUUCCACUUUGCAGAGCAGUGCUGGAUUCAAGUUGUGCCAGAGAACAGGAACCAGCCGUGGAUAGCCGGGCAGCAGAGCGCGGCGUGCGGCCUGGUGGGCAAUGACACGCUGCUGGCUGUCGGGGGUUAUGGGCCUCACCGCAAGCCUGAGAACGAUGUGCUGGCCAGAUUCACCUUCACCUCUGGGCCGGCUCUUGCUCUGCAUGCCAGCGUUGCAAAGCAAGGCCGCUGGAGGGAUCUGGCAGUGGAGCGCGCAUGCGAGGCAGUGGCAGGGCUGAAGCCUGAUCUGGCGCGCAUGCCAGAGAACCUGCAGGAGCUUUACGGGGCGCCGGCAGGGUCCGUAACGCUGCUGACAUCCGAUGUGCCCGGCAUGGCCGCCACGGUUCUCACGCCGAGCGACAAAGAAAUGAAAGAGAUGAUGCCUCCGAGCUGUAAAUUUGGCCCACACCCGCAGGAGCCACUUCGGCCAUUGGGGGCUCACAGCGUCUGGGGCUCAGAGGAGUGCCCCUUUGAUCUGGCCCCCCGCUGGCUGACAUCACCCUCUGAGGUCAGCGUCAACCUGGCAAGUGCCAGGUCAGGAAGCCUGACGGAUCUCUUGCCAUUUACCUUAUGCCAGACGGUCAAGGUCUUUGGCACAGUUAAGGUGUGA
This is a messenger RNA of Coccomyxa subellipsoidea C-169, 2058 nucleotides long. RefSeq lists its product as hypothetical. Bases 1 to 2058 code for a protein of 685 amino acids. The record is from RefSeq and is a predicted model, not a curated record. The transcript has 15 exons. Gene Ontology annotation, molecular function: protein binding. Lineage: Eukaryota; Viridiplantae; Chlorophyta; Trebouxiophyceae; Coccomyxaceae.